Molecule: messenger RNA, 1138 nt
Organism: Drosophila pseudoobscura
Lineage: Eukaryota; Metazoa; Arthropoda; Insecta; Diptera; Drosophilidae
Gene: Gorab
Product: Golgin, RAB6 interacting
Exons: 3
Coding region: 42-1115 (357 amino acids)
Biological process (GO): non-motile cilium assembly
Source: RefSeq, a predicted model, not a curated record
UCUGCGCUGUUUAAUGGCUCAAUAUUUAUUAAACUCCCACCAUGGCCGAGAAAUUCAAUGGUUUUAGCCACGACGAUAUACUCAAAAUAACCGGAGUGAAGGAAGGCGGCAACGGACACAGGCCACAGAGUGCGGAAGCAGCCAAGCAAGCUCUCCGAAACCAGCCCGGCAUUAGGCGCAUGCCCGAUAAGAAUAUCCGGCAGGCAGAUCAAAUGCGAAAGCAGCAGCCCCAAUCUCAAGCGAAGCCUCAACAAGUUGCAGCAGCAAAGAAGACCACCACCAAAUCGGGCAGGAGCACUCCCACGGAAUCGACAGCACCUCCCACGCCAAACACUGACGUCGUCCCGGCUCAAGUUUCACUCAACUUGGACCGUCCGCUCUCCGACUCUCUGGUGGAAGCUCUCUACUAUGGCAAGGCCUCGGCUCCCUCGACGGGCAGAUCUGUUGCUACCACUGCCACGUAUGCGGAAGCUGUUGCUGCUAGUAGUGGUGGCGUGUCUAGUGGCGACGGCGACACCAGCGAAGCGACAAUAGAUGACAGCUCAAUACUGAAGAUAAGCAAUAGUAAUAAAAAUGGCACCAGCUCUGAUGAUGCCGCCAGCAUACUGCCCAGCACCAAAGACUUGUCGCGGGAGGGCCUGAACACGGACUCGCCCUUCAAGGGCGUUUCUCUGCAGGACUUUGAGCAGCAUCGCAAGAUGAUCCAGGAGCAGAAUAAGCAGAAGAAGCAAAUGCUCUAUCAGGCCAUCGAGCAGCACACACAGAAAACGGCAGCGGAGUCGCGCAAAAUCGAGGAAAUACGUCACGAACUCUCCAAACUGGAGAGCGAUCUGGCCGUAGAUGUGGCCAUGCUGAGGAAGCAGAUUGACAACGCUUGCAUACAUUUUGCCAAUGUAGAAAAACAAUAUGUGCGGAUCGAGGCUCAAUUCCUGAAGGCUAAGGUAGACCUGCACAAUGCCUCGGAGAAGAAGGAACUACUGACAGAACAUCUCUGCACUGUCAUAGCCCACAAUGAGGAUCGCAAGGCGCAGAAGCUCACGGAGCUGAUGCAGAAAGUAGGCCUGGCGCCAACCGACGAGCCCCCGACCUCGCCACAGAAUCUGAGUGAAUCUUAAAUUAAAUUAAAUUAAAUUUGUAA